Herpailurus yagouaroundi (jaguarundi) is the source of this 1880-nucleotide messenger RNA. It is a transcript of the gene ZNRF4, whose product is annotated as zinc and ring finger 4. The transcript has a single exon. The record is from RefSeq and is a predicted model, not a curated record. The coding region runs from base 420 to 1784 and encodes 454 amino acids. NCBI's taxonomy places the organism in Eukaryota, Metazoa, Chordata, Mammalia, Carnivora, Felidae.
CCAGGCCUGGCGUGUUGUGGCGCCAGUGAGGGGGCGCCUGUGGCUGGAGCAGAGGGAAUAGCGGGGGAGAGGGACGAAGUUGGGAAUUUGGGUUUUAAGAACCGACCUCGUGGGGGGAGAGUGUCGUGAACAAGUCUGGGUCCUUCUGGGUAUCUGAAAAGGGGGCACCUUCCUGGGUGGGUCUCUGGGAGGCUGGGGAGAUGAUGCUGUACAGGACGAGUGUGAGUGCCGGGUCCGGGCCACCGGGGCCGCUCUGUGGCACCCCUGAGCCUUACGGGCUCCAGGAACUGAGCGUGCUCUGAACCUCCCACAGGUUUCCUCCGAGCCUGCUCGGGCCACCGGCUCUGAGACCCAGGAGCUCUGUCCCGGCCACAGCCCUAGGCAACCGGGGGCUCCUGGGGACAGGAUGUAACAGGACGAUGUCACAGAGGCCAGCGGAACCUGGAACCCUGGGGGCCCCUGGCCUCGGUGCCAUCCUCCAGCACGGCCUCCCAGGCGGGUCGACUGCUCCUGAGACCGGCCUUCACAGACACGCCCGAUGCACGCUGGGUGCCACCGAGGGCAGUUUCUGCCUGGGGCCGCCCGGGGCCCAGCUGCCCCGCUCACCCGCCUCUGAGCACCCCCUCCGAGCUCGCCUCCCUUCCACCCGGGCCACGGGCGCCCUGGGAGGCCCUGGAGAUGCCCGCAGGCCUCCCGUCUGCGGUCCCCGGCGGGACCUAGCUGCGCACAGCGGCCGGAGGAGGCGGAGGGGGGGCGGCCAUGGGGUGGCGGUCGCCCUGAUCCUGCUGGCCCUGCUGGCGCCCUCGGGGGCGGUGGUGCGGGCCGUGCCGGACGGCAACGCCAGCACCCUGGACUUCGCGGACCUGCCGGCCCUGUUCGGGGUGCCCCUGGCCCCCGAGGGCGUGCGGGGCUACCUGACGGAGGCCGAGCCGGCCGACGCGUGCCGCCCCAUCGAGGGCCCGCGGCCGGGCAACGGCUCGCUGGGCGCCAUCGUGCUGAUCCGCCCAAACGACUGCACGUUCGACCUCAAGGCGCUGCACGCUCAGCGGGCCGGCUUCGAGGCGGCCGUGGUGCGCAACGUGCGCUCCGACGAGCUGGUGCGCAAGGCGCCGGGGUUCGAGGAGCCGCGACGCCAGAUCGCCAUCCCCUCGGUGUUCGUGGGCGAGGCCGCCUCGCGGGACCUGCGGCUCAUCGUGCGCUGCGACAGGGCGGGCCACGUCCUCCGGCUGCCCGACUACCCACCGUGCCCCGAGCCGGACCGCCACCCCGUGCCGGCCGCGUCCUGGGUGCUGGGCCGCGCCCUGGCCCUGCUCACGUCUGCCGUCUUCGUCCUGCGACGGCUGUGGUGGGCCUGGCUGGGGGCCCCGGGGCCCCGGGGGCCGGCGGCCCAGACGCAGGCCCGCCGGAAGGCCCGGGUCCGCACCUUCACGCGGAGGAACGACCUGUGUGCCAUCUGCCUGGACGACUACGAGGAGGGCGACCGGCUCAAGAUCCUGCCCUGUUCCCACACCUAUCACUGCAAGUGCAUCAACCCCUGGUUCGCCCAGGCCGCCCGCCGCUCCUGCCCCGUGUGCCAGCAGUCGCUGGCCGGCACCGAGGACGGCUCCGACUCCACCGUCGAGAGCUUGGGCGACGAGGACCCCUCGCUGCCCGGCCACCGGCCCCCGCUCUGGGCCGUCCAGGCCCGGCUGCGCUCGCGGAGGCUGCGGCUGCUGGCCCGAGGCAGCUCGCACGGCCGGGCCGAGGCCACUGCGUCCCCGGAGAGGCCCCCAGAGCCGCCGUGAGGCCCCGCGGCCCCUGGCCGACCCAGAUCGGGGCAGGGAGGGUGGAAACGCGGAGUGUUUCUAGUCUAGAGAGAAUAAAGUGGGUCUGAAAGUGGA